This is a messenger RNA of Impatiens glandulifera, 556 nucleotides long. RefSeq names its product 40S ribosomal protein S28-1. Gene Ontology annotation, biological process: ribosomal small subunit assembly; maturation of SSU-rRNA; translation. The coding region runs from base 149 to 346 and encodes 65 amino acids. Lineage: Eukaryota; Viridiplantae; Streptophyta; Magnoliopsida; Ericales; Balsaminaceae. Gene Ontology annotation, cellular component: cytosolic small ribosomal subunit; ribosome. The record is from RefSeq and is a predicted model, not a curated record. The transcript is spliced from 2 exons. Gene Ontology annotation, molecular function: structural constituent of ribosome.
UUGGUAUAUGACAUAACAACCCUAAUCUCUCUCCCGGUAUAAAAUCGAUUUCUAAACCCUAAAUUCAUUUUCUCUUCCAUUCCAGCGGCCGGUUGAAGAACGAACUUCCCUCUUCAGCUAACUCUCUCUCUGCCUCUCAUCCAGAAGUAUGGAGUCUCAGAUUAAGCAUGCUGUUGUUGUGAAAGUUAUGGGCCGAACUGGGUCUAGGGGACAGGUGACUCAGGUGAGAGUCAAGUUUCUUGAUGAUCAGAACCGAUACAUCAUGAGGAAUGUCAAGGGACCAGUCAGGGAGGGUGAUGUGCUUACUCUUCUUGAGUCUGAGAGAGAAGCAAGAAGGUUGCGGUGAUUUCUCAUUGGCUUUGCCUCUGCUUUGCCAACAAAGUCUUCAUCAGUGUUCAAUAAUUCUAGCAAAUCUUGUUACUUGAACCUAUCAAUUAUGGAAUUUUACUUAUUUUGUUUGCGAGAAUGAAUUGUCUGGUCUGUUUAAUUAUUUUGAUGAAUUUCUAUGAAUUUUGUUUAAAUAUGAUUCAAUUCAAGCUUUAGAUUGUUGGAUGUU